Messenger RNA from Liolophura sinensis, 1388 nucleotides. RefSeq names its product AP-4 complex subunit epsilon-1-like. Gene Ontology annotation, cellular component: membrane coat. NCBI's taxonomy places the organism in Eukaryota, Metazoa, Mollusca, Polyplacophora, Chitonida, Chitonidae. The transcript has 11 exons. The record is from RefSeq and is a predicted model, not a curated record. The coding region runs from base 48 to 1388 and encodes 446 amino acids. Gene Ontology annotation, biological process: intracellular protein transport; vesicle-mediated transport.
CUGUCGACAAUGUGCUGUGGUUUAUUUAUUUCUCAAGGCUGUAAGCAAUGUCGGAUGUGAUAGAAAACACGGUUUCUUCGUUAUCUAGGCUUUUGAAUGAGAACUUGAUAAGUAGCAUCAGCGGUGCACCGCAGGGGAGUGUCAAAGUCCGCGGCGCGUCCAAGGGGUUUGAGAACUUCAUUCGAGCACUGUGCAGUGCGAGAAAUACACAUGAAGAGGAUACUGUUAUUCAAAGAGAACUCAAGGUGCUACAGCAACGCUUCUCACAGCCAGAUGUUUCCACUUCUCAGGUUAAAGACUAUAUGGUGCGGGUGAUUUACUGUGGGAUGCUGGGAUACGAUGUUAACUUUGCCUGCAUCCAUGCUGUUAAGCUGGCUCAGCAUGGGAAGCUACAGGAGAAACGCAUAGGCUAUCUGGCUGCCUCUUUACUUCUCCAUGAGAACCAUGAACUAGUCUUGCUUCUUAUCAACACUAUUCAGAAGGAUUUGUCAAGCAGCAAUUUGUUGGAGAACUGUAUGGGAUUGUUGGCAGUGUGCCAACUAGUCAACACAGAAAUGGCUCCCAUGUUACUUCCUUCUGUCCUGGAGAAACUGAAACAUCCCAGGCCUGUGGUGAGGAAGAAGGCAGUGAUGUGUCUACAGAAGUUCCAACUCAAGUCCCCUGGGUCAGUCCAGCACCUGGGAGACAGGUUCAGGGAGGCGCUCUGUGAUAAGGACCCCGGGGUGAUGGCUGCUGCCCUUCAUAUCUACCUGCAGUUGUUACUGGAGAACCCCUCCCCACACCGUGGCCUCACCCAGGGGUUUGUGAACACCCUUAGCCAGGUGAUCAGCAGGAAGUUGCCCUCAGACUUAGACUACCACUCCAUCCCUGCCCCAUGGGUACAGAUUAAGCUGCUGAAAAUACUGGCCGCUCUGGGGCAAGGGCAGGAAAGGUCAAGUGCUCUGAUGUACGGUGUGUUAACAGAGACUUUGGAAAGAGCCACUGUGAGGGACAAUGCAGCUUUUGCCAUCUUAUUUGAGUGUGUGGUUACCAUAACAACUAUCUGGCCCAACACAGAUUUACUGUACAAGGCUGCCAGUUACGUCGGGAAGUUUCUACGAUCAAAGGGGAAUAACUUGAGAUAUGCAGGAUUAAAAGCCCUGGGGUACCUGGUGAGAGCGGGUCCCGAGUUUGUCAUGGACUAUCAGAUGAUCGUGGUUGAGUGUUUAGACGACACUGACCAGGCUAUACAGAGAAAGACAUACGACCUCCUGUAUCAGAUGACCAACAGCAGUAACGUAGAGGUGAUCUGUAAGCGAUUGAUGGAUUAUCUUGUCAAGUCCAGGGAUGACUUCGCGCGGUCAGAACUCGUGGCCAAAAUCACAGAGCUUCUGGUCAAAUAUCCUUGA